UCAUAUUCACAUUUCAUUGUUAUGGCUAUGGCUUCUAAGCUUCAGCUCAUAGGGAUGCUCAUCUUCUUCCUCAUAAGCUUGUUGGCUCUUACAAAACCAACAAUGGCAAAUGAUGUUGAUGACAUACCUGUAGAUUUUGAUCGUAGUUACUUUCCAGAUGACUUCAUUUUUGGAACAGCCACUUCUGCCUAUCAGAUUGAAGGAGCUGCAAAUAUAUCGGGCAAAGGACCUAGUGUCUGGGACACAUUUACCCACGAAUAUCCUGAGAGGAUAAGAGAUAAUAGUAAUGGAGACGUCGCAGUUGAUUUCUAUCAUCGCUAUCGAGAGGAUAUACAAAAUGUCAAGAAUAUGGGUUUUAACGCUUUCAGAUUUUCCAUUUCGUGGUCUAGAGUUAUACCCAGUGGGAGAAGACGAGAAGGAGUAAAUGAAGAAGGGAUUGAAUUCUACAAUAGAGUUAUUAACGAAACAAUAAAACAAGGUCUACAACCUUUUGUUACCAUUUUUCAUUGGGAUACCCCUCAAGCUCUAGAGGAUAAAUAUGGUGGUUUUUUAAGUCGUAAUAUUGUAGAAGAUUUCCGUGAAUAUGCUGAUCUCCUCUUUCAAAGAUUUGGUGAUCGAGUAAAGCAUUGGAUGACUUUUAAUGAACCAUGGGCUCUUAGUGGAUUCGCCUAUGAUGAUGGACUUUUUGCCCCUGGUCGAUGCUCAUCUUGGGUGAAUAAUCAAUGUCGUGCUGGAAACUCAGCCACUGAACCUUACAUAGUUGCUCACCAUUUGCUACUUUCUCAUUCCAAAGCUGUACAAGUAUAUAGAAAAAAAUAUCAGACAACUCAAAAAGGCAAGAUUGGAAUAACGCUUUUCACCUUCUGGUUUGAGCCUCUCUCCAAUAGAAGAAUUGAUAUAGAAGCAUCCAGAACGGCCCUUGAUUUCAUGUUUGGAUUGUGGAUGGAUCCUUUAACUUAUGGUCAAUAUCCAAAAUCUGUGCAAAAUUUAAUUGGAGAUAAAUUGCUUAAUUUUACUAAUAAAGAAACUCAAUUACUUAAAGGAUCAUAUGAUUUUAUUGGACUACAAUACUACACUUCAUAUUAUGCAAAACCAAACGCUUCAAUUCAUUCAGAUCGUGUAAGAUACAAAACUGACAGUAACAUCACUGAAACUCCUUAUGAUUAUGACGGCAAUCUUAUUGGUCCACAGGCUUACUCACCUUGGUUUUACAUUUAUCCGAAAGGCAUACGACAUUUAUUGAAUUACACGAAAGAUAGAUAUAACAAUCCAGAAAUUUAUAUUACUGAGAAUGGGGUUGAUAAUGUUAAUGAUGAAAACCAACCUAUUGAAGAAGCGCUUAAAGAUGAAUUCAGGAUAGAUUAUUACCGAAAGCAUAUGUGGAAUACUUUGGGAUCUCUCAAGGAGUACGAUGUUAACAUUAAAGGAUAUUUUGCAUGGUCGUAUUUGGACAAUUUUGAAUGGAACAUUGGUUAUACUUCAAGAUUUGGUCUAUACUACGUGGAUUACAAAAAUAAUCUAACAAGAAUAGCUAAGCAAUCAGCAAUUUGGUUCACGAAAUUCCUAAAUCCAUCAAACUAGAUCAUGGAUCGAAAUUAGAGAUACAUUAUUAUUAUUCUUUUUAUAAGUUAGAAUUAAAUUAAUUAUUUAAAAUGUCUUGUAAUAAAAUUUUGAUGAUGCCUUGAAUUCCAGGCAUGCCUUUGUUGUAAUUCUUUGAAUAAAUAUUUUACAUUAUUCUUUUUA
Messenger RNA from Manihot esculenta (cassava), 1743 nucleotides. Its product is annotated as beta-glucosidase 12. The record is from RefSeq and is a predicted model, not a curated record. Bases 22 to 1581 code for a protein of 519 amino acids. Lineage: Eukaryota; Viridiplantae; Streptophyta; Magnoliopsida; Malpighiales; Euphorbiaceae. Gene Ontology annotation, biological process: carbohydrate metabolic process. The transcript has 13 exons. Gene Ontology annotation, molecular function: beta-glucosidase activity.